Molecule: messenger RNA, 1611 nt
Organism: Lindgomyces ingoldianus
Lineage: Eukaryota; Fungi; Ascomycota; Dothideomycetes; Pleosporales; Lindgomycetaceae
Exons: 13
Coding region: 1-1611 (536 amino acids)
Biological process (GO): nucleoside metabolic process
Molecular function (GO): catalytic activity
Source: RefSeq, a predicted model, not a curated record
AUGAGAGCCAAACAAGUGGAUAAAAGAGCCCCAGUCCUAAUCGGAACCAAUUCGCUGCCUGAAUUCGAAUGCUUCCUAUCGAAGUUCUCCCGUCCGACUCAUCUCAGUGAACUCCGUCGGCCACCCUGUCAAACCCUACUGACUCUAGCGAUCUGCGAUAUAAGUACUGCAUACAUUGCUGCGCAAGCAUUUCUCGACGAAAAGCAUGAAGGACCAGACUAUGUGUCUCUCAAUGACAAUAACGAUUAUACGCUAGGUAAGACUAGGAAACACAACUUUGUCAUCUCCGUCCUUCCCCACGGGAUAUGCUGCACAGUUUUCCUGAGGUUAAAAUUGCAUGACAUCCAUCUUGGUGACAUCGUGUUAGGUGCUACUAGUGCCAGGGAAAACGAUAUAAUAUCAGGAGUUCCAAGAGAAGGGAUUCUUGAGCCAGCCACACACAGCUCUGUGGGCGGCAGAAAAUGGACUCAUGGCGGCCCACAAGAUCGACGGAAAUGGGGUUCAACGGGCAGGAGCACAAACAACCAGACCCAAGCAGCGACAGAUUGUAUCAACCCCCAGUCAUUCAUCCUCCAAACGACCAAGCAGACUGUGCGACUGCGUGUGCAAUUCACUACUGAUAAAUCUGCAAAGGAAUGGGACGUCCUGCGUUUUGAAAUAGAAGCGGUAGGACUGAUAAACCAAUUUCCUUGUCUGGUAAAUUGCGGUAUCUGUAACUACUCGGACACACACAUGAAUAAGAAAUGGCAAAGACAUGCACCAACAGUAGCUACUGCAUACGUAAAAGAUCUUCUCGGCCAAAUCGCCCUAAAUAUUGUGGAAGCGGAGAAGAGGGCCGGUGAUAUGCUUCCUAAUGUCUGCGGAAAGGUUAAGGAGAUGUCGCGACGCGUUGACAGACUUCUACGGGAGCGACAUGAUCGGGAGCGUGACGCCAUUCAUACCUGGAUCAUGCAAACUGACUGCGGACAUCAGAAAAGAGGGCACAUCAAGAGGCGAGGGCCGGGAACUGGCCAAUGGUUUCUAAACUCAACUGAGCAUUCCUGGUGCGGGAAAGACUACGACAACAUCUGUUGUUAUAAAACACCUCUGUACAAAACAUCAGAAUCACGAAAAACUUGGCAUCGCAUACAUGUACUACAAUUUCCAAAGACAGUAGCAAUAGAAGCCAGAACAUCUCCUCGCGAGCCUGUUAAAACAGCUAGAUCAACGGCAGUAAUGAAUCAAGUCAAGUUGAACCUUGAAAACGCUACAAACUUGCUUGUUGACAAGUCUGGCCGUAAUGGAGAAGGUAAUAAGACGCUCCGCAAGUCAUUUACGGCGCAGUGUAGCCGCUAUCGCACGAUAACCGUGGUUAUUAUGAUAGGGGUUGCAUCGCGGAUAAAUGGUGCUCAACAAAGCCGCCGCGCCCCCGAAAUUCAAAAUUCAGACGAUAACUCCACCCGUAAACCACUGAAAAUCAAAGCAGCCUGCCAUCGACACCCCCUCACUCGCGGCCCGGCACAUCUACCUAACUUCAGCUCUUACGCCGCAUCACUCGUAUUGCCGCACAUGAUUUUACGUCCGGCGCGGCAACCUGGCAACCUCAGCCAUAGAAGCUUGUUGCCCGGCUAA